Messenger RNA from Closterium sp. NIES-65, 4056 nucleotides. The record is from the annotation of a GenBank genome assembly. Lineage: Eukaryota; Viridiplantae; Streptophyta; Zygnematophyceae; Desmidiales; Closteriaceae.
AUGGCGGAAGAGCCAGUCGAUCCCGCUCCACCCGCCGAGUCCCCUCCACUCGUGCAGGCUGCUCCACCCGCCGAGUCCCCUCCACUCGUGCAGGCUGCUCCACCCGCCGAGUCCGCUCCGCCAUUCGAAUCUGCUCCACCCGUUCAGGCUACUCUAGCCGUAGAGUCAGCUGCACCCGCCGAAUCCGCUUCACUUGUAGUGUCCACGCCACUCGUCGACUCCGCCCCACCCGUCGACUCCGUUUCACCUGUAGUGUCCACUCCUCCCGUGGAGUCCUCUCCACCCGCUGCCCCUUCCGCGGAUGUGUCCGCCACUCCGCUGCUGGCGGAAGACGGCAGUUUGGAUGCCCAGGCGCAAAAUCUGACUGAAGAAGCGGAGAAUCUAGGAGGCGAGGUGAAAUCGGGAGGGGAAGGGGAGGGUCCAGAAGCGGGGGAGAAGUCGGGAGGGGGAGCGGAGGGUCAAGGGGAAGGGGAGCGUCCUGAAUCAGGCGGAGGCUCCUCAGGGAGCGGAGCGGGGGUUCCGCGCAGCGCGGAUGAGGUAGCGGCAAUCAGCGCAGCUGUGGCCGCCACAACUAGCGGAUCCGGCGGAGCAGCAGAAAGCUCGGAGGUAAAGCGGGGGAAGGGCGGGUGGGGAGGUCUAGGAAGCGCGAGUGCGAAGAUAUCGCGGGUGCGACUCGAUGACGUGGCAGAAGACGGAGCGGGGCAGGGCAACGAAUCUUCGCGGCUCAGCGGUCCCUCAGUGGGGGAGGGGGAGAAGGACAUGCGCGUGCCUCCGCCGACUCCGCGCACUCCGCGGCCGGGGGAGGAGGGGUGGCUCGCGCGCGUGGGGCGCGGGGAGUCGUGGAGCGAGGCGCUGCUGCUUCCGCUGACGGCGGGGAUUUCGGAUUUCGACGUGGUGGAUCCGAAGCAUGCGAGCAGCGACGCGCUCAUGCGAUGGCGCCGCAUGGCGCUCGUCAGAAACGCGACGCGGCGCUUCCGAUACACGGCGGACCUGCAGCAGAGACGAGAACAAGAAUCGAAGCCGCCCACUCCUAAGAUGUCGACCGGCCUCUCUCGUUUCCGAGGAGCUGCCAAGGCGCUCAAGGCAGUCGCGCGCUUCAAAUCAGUGCUCCCCCGCCUGUCAGAUGCAGCGUAUAGGGCCGCGCGCGCGGAGGGCUUUGGCGUGAGCGCGAAGCAGCUGGCGGUGAUGGUGGGGGGGCAGGACGCUAGCGCGCUCGACUCGUUCGGGGGCGCGCAGGGGGUGGCGCGGCUGCUGGGGAGCAACGUGGCGGAGGGCAUAGGCGGGGGGGAGGGGGACCUGAUGCGCAGGCGCAAGGUGUAUGGUGCAAACACGUUCCCUGAGCAGCCUCCUAAGACGUUCCUGCAGUUCGUGUGGGAUGCCAUGCAGGGAUGGGAGGAGGGGUGGUACGACGGAGUGGGUAUCCUCAUGAGCAUUGUGCUCGUCGUAUUCGUCACUGCUACCAGUGACUACAGGCAAUCGCUGCAGUUCCAGAUGCUGGACAGGGAAAAGAAGAAGGUAGCGGUUGAGGUGGUGCGUGGUGCAGUGCGGCAGAAGGUGUCCAUUUAUGACCUCGUGGCAGGGGACGUGAUAGUGCUAUCUACGGGGGAUAUAGUCCCUGCCGAUGCUGUAUUUAUUGGAGGGCACAGCCUGGUGGUGGACGAGUCGAGCAUGACGGGCGAGAGUGUGCCGGCGUACAAGGGCAAGGACGCGCCCUUCUUCCUGGCGGGCACCAAGGUGCAGGACGGCCAUGGCACUGCGCUCGUGGUGGGCGUGGGCAUGAACACGGAGUGGGGGCAGCUCAUUGCCAAGCUCACCGACAGUGGAGAUGACGAGACGCCGCUGCAGGUGAAGCUGAGUGGAGUGGCGACGCUGAUAGGGCGAGUGGGGCUGUACGUGGCGCUGGUGGUGUUCGUGGUGCUGCUCGCACGCCUGCUGCUCUCCACCAGCAUAUGGGACUGGUCCUUCCACCACACGCUGCAGGUUGUGGAUUACUUUGCAGUGGCAGUCACCAUAGUGGUUGUGGCCGUCCCAGAAGGCCUACCUCUCGCGGUAACACUAUCGCUCGCCUUCGCAAUGAAGAAGAUGAUGAGGGACAAGGCGCUCGUGCGCAAGCUAGCGGCGUGCGAGACCAUGGGGUCUGCUACGACUAUAUGCAGUGACAAGACGGGCACGCUCACUGCGAAUCAGAUGACUGUGGUGCAGGCGUGGGUGCUAGGUCACGUGCGCAAGGUGCCGCUGCUGCAGCCUCAGGAAAUGCGCGAAAUGGAGGAGUGGAAGCUCCCUGAAUCCCUCUCCGCCCCGCUCCUGCAAAACGUGUUUAUCAACACCAGCGGAGACGUGCAGCUGCCCACGCCGCCCGCCCCGCCCUCCUCUGCCCCAGUCGUCCUCGGCACGCCCACAGAGCAGGCCAUUCUCACCUGGGGUCUGCACCUCGCCUCCCCCUCCGCUUUCUCUUCCACUCGCUCCUCUGCUACCAUUCUCAAGCUCGAACCGUUCAACUCGCAGCGCAAGCGCAUGGCGGCAGCCGUUCGCCUGCCCAACGGGGGCGUGAGGGUCAUGUGGAAGGGCGCUGCAGAGAUUAUUCUCGCAAGCUGCACCCACGCAGUGGUGGGGGUAGUGGCAGGGGAAGGGGAGAAGGGAGGUUCCGAGGCAGUAGUAGCGCCCAUAGAUGAGGAUGCCCUGGGGAAGGUUGUGGAGGAAUCAGCUACUGCGGCGCUGCGCACGCUGUCGCUGGCGUACAAGGAUUUGAGUGCGGAGGAGGUGGAGCAGAUGGGGUUGGUGAAGGAAGGGGAGUGGGUGGCGGAUGUUGCGAUCCCGGAUCAGGGGUUGACGCUGAUGGCGGUGGUGGGAAUUAAAGACCCGCUGCGGCCUGAAGUGCCCCGCUCUGUCAUGCUGUGCAAGCGCGCAGGGAUCAUGGUGCGCAUGGUAACGGGUGACAACUUGAGCACGGCCAUAGCCAUCGCGCGCGAGUGUGGCAUUCUAACGAGCGAGGGCGUGGCAGUGGAGGGUCCCAAGUUCCGAGUCAUGGGUGACGAGGAGCGGAGGGAACUCGUUCCUCGCUUGCAGGUGAUGGCACGGUCGUCCCCCACGGACAAGCACCUGCUGGUGUCGCUGCUGCGGGAGAUGGGUGAGGUGGUGGCAGUCACAGGCGACGGCACCAACGACGCACCUGCUCUCAAGGAGGCAGAGAUUGGGCUCGCCAUGGGCAUCGCGGGCACAGAGGUGGCGAAGGAGAGCGCAGACGUGAUAGUGAUGGACGACAACUUCUCCUCGGUGGUGAAUGUGGCCAAGUGGGGGCGCAGUGUGUACACCAACAUCCAGAAGUUCGUGCAGUUCCAGCUCACUGUCAACAUCGUCGCUCUCGUCACCAACUUCGUCUCCGCAUGCAUCACAGGCACGGCCCCACUGACAGCAGUGCAGCUGCUGUGGGUGAAUCUAAUCAUGGAUACACUCGGCGCGCUCGCCCUCGCCACCGAGCCACCAAAGGAGUCCCUCAUGCACAUGAAGCCCGUGGGGCGGCGCACUCCCUUCAUCACGCCGUCCAUGUGGCGCAACAUUGCAGGGCAGGUGGUGUUCCAGCUGCUCGUGCUUGCACUGCUGAACCAGUUUGCAGCGUUCCUGUUUGGGCUGCAGGGGCCGCUGGCUGCCGCUACCAAGCGCACGCUUGUGUUCAACACGUUUGUAUUCUGCCAGCUAUUCAAUGAGAUCAACUCACGGGAGUUGGACGAGGUGAACGUGCUGCACGGCAUGCACCAGAACGUCAUCUUCCUCGCCAUUCUCCUCUUCUCCACCGUCUUCCAAGUCUGCCUCGUGCAAUACCUCGGCAAGUUCGCCUCCACCGUGCCGCUCACGCCGCUGCAGUUUGCCGCGUGCAUCUUCAUCGCGUCGCUGAGUCUCCCUGUCGCAGCAGCUGUGAAGCUGAUAGAGGUGCCGAAACAGUCUGUGGUGGCUAUGGAAAGGCUUACCAGCAGCAUCUCGGCCCACUUGCAGGUGUUUUUCCCAGAGGAAGGGAAAGUGCCUGAGGCAGGGGCUGGGAAGGAGGUGAAGCAAGAGUGA